UUCAGUCAGUAGGAAACCGAGUUGGAGUGGUAGAGCCAUUUUUAAUGCGCAUGGCACAUGGUGUCCCUAUUUGCCCUUCAAACAGAUCAAGAGACAGUACUAAAGCUUUGCAUGGAAAAUCUGACAACCGACCUGGAAUUGUAAACAACAAUAUUCUUUCAGAUGAGCACACACUUCGAGUGUGUAAAAGAUUUUAUGUUGCUCUCAUUUUGUCAAGAUUAGUGCAGGAAGCUCCUAUCUCUGAUGUCUGUACUGCUUUUAAAGUAGCCAGAGGCAUGGUUCAAUCUCUUCAAGAGACUGCUGGAAGGUUUGCAUCCAUGGUUUCCGUAUUCUGCGAGAGGCUUGGAUGGCAUGAUCUAGAAGGCUUGGUUGCGAAGUUCCAAAAUCGUGUUUCAUGUGGCGUGAGAGCAGAGAUUGCCGAGCUUACGACCAUUCCAUAUGUAAAGGGCUCUAGAGCAAGAGCACUGUAUAACGCAGCUUGCGUACACCUCUAG
This is a messenger RNA of Carica papaya (papaya), 494 nucleotides long. NCBI's taxonomy places the organism in Eukaryota, Viridiplantae, Streptophyta, Magnoliopsida, Brassicales, Caricaceae. The record is from RefSeq and is a predicted model, not a curated record.